Molecule: messenger RNA, 1173 nt
Organism: Brassica napus (rape)
Lineage: Eukaryota; Viridiplantae; Streptophyta; Magnoliopsida; Brassicales; Brassicaceae
Product: zinc finger A20 and AN1 domain-containing stress-associated protein 5
Exons: 1
Coding region: 413-892 (159 amino acids)
Biological process (GO): protein ubiquitination
Molecular function (GO): zinc ion binding; ubiquitin-protein transferase activity; DNA binding
Source: RefSeq, a predicted model, not a curated record
UAUUCUGUUUUGAAAAAGUAAAGAAACAAUGAUCUGUAAAUUGUAAACAACUUGGCCCAAAAUAUCAAAAAAAUAAACAACUUGGCCCAUAUCCAUUCAUAUCUCAAUUAUAAAAUUCAUAAUAAGUAAUUUAUACUCUUUAAAAAAAUCAGAAAAAAAGGGAACGUCACAAUACACAUAGCGCCUCGCUGUAAUCACUGAAAUACAAAUAUUUAAAUCAUCCGUAAUUCCACAAAGCAGUGAGGGUAUUAACGUAAUUUCCACCUAAAGACGGAAAGCGAGGGUGGUGGAUAGAGAGAGAUAUGAUAAGAGAUGGAAACACCUCUCUAUGAGGCCCAUAUUCCAUUCAUUUCCUCUCUCUCUUCUCUCUCAAUACCAUUCGUAAGCUCGCCGGAGAAACUCAUCAAUAAAGAUGGCGCAGAGAACGGAGAAGGAAGAGACGGAGUUCAAGGUGGUCCUCGAAACCUUGCCGACGACGACAACCCCGACGCUCUGCUCCAACAACUGCGGCGUCACCGCGAGUCCAUCAACCAACAACAUGUGCCAGAAAUGUUUCAACGCCUCCGUCGCCGGUAUAGAUCCAAAUCCGAUCGUGAAAAGAUCAGCCAGAUCCGUCAGUCUCCGGUCAACGCCAGCCAGAGCCGUGAUCCGUCCCAGGGAGACCGAUCCGGUUAAGAGAGACCACCAUCAGCAGACCGUAAACCGAUGCUCCGGCUGUCGGAAGAAGGUCGGGUUGACCGGAUUCAGAUGCCGAUGCGGCGACCUUUUCUGCUCCGAGCAUCGGUAUUCGGAUCGCCACGAGUGCAGCUACGACUAUAAAACCGCCGGUAGGGAGGCGAUCGCUAGGGAGAAUCCGGUCGUGAAGGCGGCGAAGAUGGUGAAAUUGAGUUGAUGUUCGGAUCGGAGAAGGAAUCUUCAGUCGUUGGUGGUGGUGGUUCAAAGCUCCGAUCAAGAUCGGAGAGAUCGGUUUGAUGCAGCAAACGAAGAUGAGAGAGAGAUUCUCUCUGCUUGAUUAAAUCUGAACCGUUGAUUUAUUUUUUAUUUUUAAUUAUUAUUAGGUGAAUGAUUGUUGUUGUUGUCUUUGCUUCGGAUGUGAUCUUUCUCGAUCAUCAAGACAAGUUGUGGAGUGGCAUGUGUAUGUAGAUUCGUUAGAAAUGAAGGGCGGUUUGGUAA